UGUUUUGAAGCAAAGAAUUACAUUAGGUCUUGAAAUGCCAACGUUUACAUUACAGAGUAGUGUUUCAUACAAGAGAGGCCUUUAUGCAUAGGUUUUUUUUGUGAAAUAGUCCCAUUAAAAGGCAUCACAAUAGAAGAAGCGACAACCAAGCCAUCAAGGCAGUUAUCAAAGUGACAUCAAUAAAUAUGCAACCAAAAGAUGACAGUGAGUGCGCACACUGCCUGCACACAUAGGAGGCUCCCGUGUUAGAACUGGAGCAAGGCUGAUCUCAUCCAUUUCAGUGUGGAAUAGCUCGUAAUUAACAUCUCAUUUGCAAAUGCAAUGGAAGAGGACAAGGCUGCAGAGGAGCAGGGUAUCCUACGGCUGAACGUGCGAGGAUGUCUGUACACUGCCAGGCGCCAGUCCCUGUGCCGCUUUAAGGACUCCAUGCUAGCUUCUAUGUUUAGUGGACGCUUUCCUCUAAAAAUGGACGAGUCUGGAGCCUGUCUGAUUGAUCGAGAUGGAAGUUUGUUUAAAUAUCUUUUGGAUUAUCUUCAUGGAGAAGUGCGGAUUCCUGAAGAUAAACAGAUUCAAAUUGCAUUGCAGGAGGAAGCAGAUUAUUUUGGCAUCCCUUAUCCAUACAGUCUGUCUGACCAUUUGGCCAAUGAAAUGGAGACAUAUUCUUUAAGGUCAAAUGUAGAGCUUAAGAAGGCUUUGUUGGAUUUUUGUGAUUCUUACAAUUUAAUCUGCACCAAGCCUACAGUUUGGGUCCUGCACUAUCUCAGCACUUCUGGGGCAAGCUGUGAGAGUAAAAUUAUUGGUGUGUAUGCCACAAGGGCUGAUGGGACUGAUGCAAUUAAAAAGGAGCUAGGAACAAAAAUUCACAAUAAAAGCAUCUACAAAAGAGAAGCUGGAAAUAAUGUCCAAUACAUCUGGAGCUAUUACUCUGAAGCUGAACUGAAAAAGAUGAUGGAUGCUUUCGGCACCUGGGAAGGAAGAGGUGUCAGCUACUGGAGAGUGCCACAGGAGCUCAUUGAAUGCUGGACUCUUGAAGAGCGCUCUCUGAAAGGCAGUUUGCAUCAUAUGCCUCCAGUUCAUAAAAGACGCUUAAUUGAUUUCUCUGAAGUAGAAGACUACAUACCAUGCAAAGUGGGCCCCAAGCCAAUUAGAUUCUCAGGUCCCUCAACAAGUACACAUAUCAAAGUCAAGAAUUCAGCUUCAUUAAAGGUAGCUGCUUGCAACACUUCACAUUCUGCAGUAACUCUUAAACGACCAAAUAGUGAAAGUUUGAUACUGCACAAAGCAGCUUCUAAAACUGUGUCCACAGCAUGUAUGCCAGAGUCCAGCAAUUCCCAGGUGCCCCAUGGAAAGCAGAGUGCUGAUGACGAAGCAUCAUGUCAAAUGACUUUCAACACUUCAGAAUCUAGAAAACCCGUAAGCAGCCGUGCAGUAAAGCUGAAGCGAACUCCACUUUUUCUCAUGAUACCUUCUCAGUCAUCAUCUGGCUCCAGUAAAACAAGUGAACAGAACAAAGCUGCUGCUGAAAUUCCUACUACUUCAACAGUACUAAACAAGAAAGAACCAGCUGUGUUAGCAGAGAGCAAUAAGCUUAAGAGUAAUAAAGUGGAUGGAUAACAUUGGACUCAGCCUGACUGUGUAGCUUGGGAACAUCUGGUCUAAGAACAGCUCAUCAUCUCAUGUUGUUACUUAUUCAAGGAUUUGGUAGAAUAUCAUGGUGAAGAUAGAGAAGAGUUAGUGAAGAGCAGAGGGAGAAAUGAAGUGUAUUUUCUGAUUUUAUUUCUAAGUAUUUUUUAGAAGUCGGGAGGAAGAAACAUGGCUAAAAAAAGCUCUAAAACACACAGCAUGCUUCAUAUUAUAGUGUCUCAUUCAUAUUUGUGUCAGGCUGUACUACUGACCUUUUAAAAGGAAUACAUGCACAGCACAGAAGACAACAUGCUUAUCAAAUUCAGUUACAGUUAAUUUCCUUAGUCCAUAUAUUUCAAGUAGGGGAAAAAUAGUAACAAUGAAUACCAGUUAUUAGAUUCAAAUUUGUCACAAGUGUGCAAUAUAGUGAGUACUGUAAAGAGUUUAUUUUAAGCUGAAUGCACAAAUACUGGUACUUGCAGUGAGGAGAGGUUACCAUUUUAUUAUUGGUAGCAAUUAAAGGGACCAUCUUUACAUGUACAAAGAAAAUUGAUAAACAGGAAGGAAGAGCAUGACUAGGGAAUAAUAAGGCAGUUUUUCCUUAAACCUGAGACAUAUGUACACUGGUUUCCUACUUAUCCUUCCUGUCCUUGUACUAGGGUGCAUUAUGAGCAACGAUACUGAAGAUCUCCUGUAUGUUUCUACCAGCAAAGGAAAGCAGAAUUUGGCUCACUUUUUAAAAAGUCCUUUUGGUUGUUUAAACCAAUGCUGUUUAAGUUUCCCAAAUUUGGCUUCAUUUUGUGCAAUUGUUUGUGUAUGGUUGGGUACUGCUUUGUUGUUGCUAAUAAUUCUGCAACACAGUAAAUACAGCUGGCUUUAGAUGUUGCGAAGUCCUAUUGCAUUGCCAAAAUGAAAUAUUCUUACAA
Molecule: messenger RNA, 2549 nt
Organism: Meleagris gallopavo (turkey)
Lineage: Eukaryota; Metazoa; Chordata; Aves; Galliformes; Phasianidae
Source: RefSeq, a predicted model, not a curated record